UGCUCCUCACAAGGCGCUCUUUAAGCUCCGGUGUUGCCACACAGAGCAGCCAUUCAUCGGCUCUACAGUCAGCCACACACACUCCCAUGUUGAACCACUGGACAUCUAAAUUGGUAUAGGUGCUUUUGCUGAGAAGAAUUUGGGACUAGCGUCGGAGAGGAUUUGGACACUUUUACGCACAAUUAUGGCUUUGCCUACGAAAAGUCACCAAUAACUGGGAACCCGUCUCCAUCCAGACUCAUUUCACAGAAUAAUUAUCUAUUCUGAAAAGCCCGCACUCUUUCCAAAACAUUUUUUUGCAUUCGGGUUUUUUUUUUUUUUUUAGUUGCUGAAAGAAAUUUUAAAAAUAAUAAUUAAAGAUGUCCGGUGAGGAGCACAGCCUGUCCGAGGCGGAGAUGAGUCCGGGUGGAUCAGACGACGGUCACUCACUGUCGCCGACUCAACCUGGAGCGCAGCCCGGCCAGGACUCCCCCCUGAGCGGGCCGCCCCAGCAGCUGACGGCGCUCUGCGUGGCGGACGGCAGCGGAGAGGACGGAGGCAGAGGCAGAGCCAAAUCUGAGGAAGAGGACGACCGCUUCCCCAUCGGCAUCAGGGAGGCCGUCAGUCAGGUGUUGGACGGAUAUGACUGGACACUUGUGCCAAUGCCGGUGCGCGUAAACAACGGAAACAAGACUAAGCCGCACGUCAAAAGGCCUAUGAACGCCUUCAUGGUGUGGGCGCAAGCGGCGAGGAGGAAACUGGCCGACCAGUACCCCCACCUGCACAACGCGGAGCUCAGCAAGACCCUGGGCAAACUGUGGAGGUUACUGAAUGAGAACGACAAGAGGCCAUUCAUUGAGGAGGCGGAGAGGCUGAGGAAACAGCACAAGAAGGACUACCCGGAGUACAAGUACCAGCCUCGGAGACGCAAGAACGGCAAACUAGCGCCUGCUAAUGAGUCCGACAGCCAGGGGGAAGGGGAGGCCAGCCACUCCCAGUCACACUACAAGACCCUGCAUCUGGAGCACAACGGCGGGGCUGGGUCUCCCCUGGGUGACCUGCACCACCAUCACCAUCAUCACCAUCAUCCUGCUGGUCAGGGUCACAGCCCCCCCACGCCCCCCACCACCCCAAAGACAGAGCUUCAGUCUGGGAAACUGUCAGAUGCCAAGAGAGAGGGGGGAGCAGGAGUGGCUGGAGGAUCAGGGGGGUCUAGGGGAGCCCUUGGAGUGGGAGCUGAGGGGGCCUCUGGUGGCCCCUCUUCAUCAAGUGCUAAACCCCACAUCGACUUUGGCACCAUGGACAUUGGGGAGAUCAGUCAUGAGGUGAUGUCCAACAUCGAGCCAUUUGAUGUAAACGAAUUUGACCAGUACCUUCCACCAAACGGUCAUCCUCAGAGUGGAACCGGGGCCCCUGCAGCCGGAUCCUCUGCCUCCUCUUAUGCCUACGCCCUGGCUGCUGCCAGCAGCCACUCCGCCUGGCUCUCCAAACAGCAGCAGCAGCCUCAGGCCUCGCCGUCUUCUUCUGACCCUUCCAAGGCCCAGAUCAAGAGUGAGUCUGCGUCUGGGAGCCACUACGCCGAGGCCUCGUCCUCUCCCUCCUCAGGCACCCAUGUCACCUACACCCCGCUCAGCCUCCCUCACUACGGCUCCGCUUUCCCCUCUCUGGCCUCCAGGGCUCAGUUUGAGUACGGAGAGCACCAGGCCCCCGGGGCAUACUACGCCCACUCCAGCCAGGCCCCGGGGCUGUACUCAGCCUUCUCCUACAUGGGCCCUACACAGAGGCCUCUGUACACUACCAUAGGAGACCCCUCCAGCGUGGCCCCCUCUCACAGCCCCACACACUGGGAGCAGCCUGUUUACACCACACUCACAAGACCUUGAGGGAGACUGGCUGAGCAGAGGGAAAUAUGGGAAGCGUGUGAGUGGAUGUGAGUGUCUGUGUGUGCAAAUAUGUGAAUGUGACUGUGUGUGUGUGUGUGUAUGUGUGUGUGUGUUUGCGUGUGUGUGUGCCCGUGCCAUAUUGAUGUUACAUUAGAGAUUUUUACUUUUUUAGCCAAUAUCUUGCAAGACGCAUCCACAAGGCCUUACACAGUUAUUGUUAAAAAAAACUCACACUGUAUAAAGUGUGAAUCAUGGGUCAACAGCCAAUCAAAAUAACUCUUAACAAAAGUGUGCCAUCAUAAAUGUAUAAGUUGGGAUGUAAAAUAAGAAAACAAGAGGGUGAUAAUUCCGACAUUCAGACUAAAGAGAUGUCGGAUUGAUGAGUGACUCCUGGACCCAGAGGUGACUGGUUUAAACUGACAUAAUCAGAUGUUAUUAACCAAACUAAAGGAGAUGUUUUUUGACGUCAUUGUAAUAUUUUAUAUGAGUAGUAAGUUUAUUGUUGUUGUUGAUAUCCUAGGGUGUAACUUUAUUGUGACUGAUUUGAUAUUUCACUCAAACGUCUGCACCACUGCUUUGGGAAAAAGCGUGUUUGGUUUCAGAAAAGAUGUCCUCUGAGGCUGUUUCUGUGGCCAGACGAGAAUAGUUGCGACUCAUUUUUCCUUCUUUAUCUGUAGAUAGCGUCUGUUUGUCUGUCCUUAUACUUACACUGACUUCACUGAGAUGAACAAUUAAGCAUUUAUGGGGAAAAUAUAGGAAAAAGAGAGGGAAAGAGAGCUCUUAAAGAUGUAUUUCAGCUCAUGCUCAGUCUUGGACACUUACCUCAAUUCUGUUCAUUUUGUGCCAAUAGCAAAAUAGACAUAAGACCCUGGAUACCUGCUCAAAACAUGUUGAAGGUACUCAAACAAGUAAAAAAAACUAUUUAAGUCAGCAAAUGUCUUAUAUUUUUUGCUUAACAUUAUAUUUUUGUUUAACACUUUGCUGUUUUACAUUUGAUUUAUCCAAUAUCUGAGUUAAAUCCAUAAGUGCAAAGUCUCAACCAAAUCUCUUGAGAUAAUUGGCCGGCUUUGGGUCCUACUUACGGAUUAGAAUCACAUGUACUACCAUUCUGCACUGCAUGUAGGCCAAAAGCAUGUUUUCUCCUUUACAGUUUUUCCUAUACUGUGUCCAAAUCGCCAACUUCCUCUUCAGUAAUGUGAAUAAUGGUCAUUACCACAGGCUUCACCUUCGUUAAGUGAUGCAUCCUUUAUCAUUUUAUACUGACCCUCUUACCAUGUAGUUAAUUAUUUUUAUGUAGGUAACAAUGCAAUGUGUGUCACACCUUUGCUUCUUCCAUUUUGUAUAAUUCUGGAUAGUUUUGUAAAGUGUUUGCUAUACAUUCACUUGAGUAUUUUGCUUCCUUACAAGAAAAGCAAUGUUGAAAUAUUAUUGUUGUCAUCUAUUAAAUCAAUUUAUUUAUAA
This is a messenger RNA of Sphaeramia orbicularis (orbiculate cardinalfish), 3323 nucleotides long. RefSeq names its product transcription factor Sox-10-like. Gene Ontology annotation, biological process: neural crest cell migration; morphogenesis of an epithelium; peripheral nervous system development. NCBI's taxonomy places the organism in Eukaryota, Metazoa, Chordata, Actinopteri, Kurtiformes, Apogonidae. Gene Ontology annotation, cellular component: nucleus. Gene Ontology annotation, molecular function: RNA polymerase II cis-regulatory region sequence-specific DNA binding; DNA-binding transcription factor activity, RNA polymerase II-specific. The record is from RefSeq and is a predicted model, not a curated record. The transcript is spliced from 4 exons. The coding region runs from base 360 to 1862 and encodes 500 amino acids.